Notolabrus celidotus (New Zealand spotty) is the source of this 999-nucleotide messenger RNA. RefSeq names its product SEC22 homolog B, vesicle trafficking protein b (gene sec22bb). Gene Ontology annotation, molecular function: SNAP receptor activity. The record is from RefSeq and is a predicted model, not a curated record. The transcript has 5 exons. Bases 160 to 807 code for a protein of 215 amino acids. Gene Ontology annotation, cellular component: Golgi membrane; ER to Golgi transport vesicle membrane; SNARE complex. Gene Ontology annotation, biological process: retrograde vesicle-mediated transport, Golgi to endoplasmic reticulum; vesicle fusion with Golgi apparatus; endoplasmic reticulum to Golgi vesicle-mediated transport. Lineage: Eukaryota; Metazoa; Chordata; Actinopteri; Labriformes; Labridae.
GACGGAAUUAUUUAGGCGUUACACCCAAAGCUCUUGCGUUUCCGGCCAGCUCAGCGCAUCAGCCCUGUGGUGUUGUCAGUUCACAGCCUGUCAAACACUGGUCCUGUUCACCUGUAGUAUUCGCUGGGCAGCAGAGAAACACCCGGACACUUCGGAGAGAUGGUGCUGCUGACGAUGAUCGCCCGGCUGGCUGACGGCCUCCCGUUAGCCGCCUCAAUGCAGGAGGACGAGCAGUUGGGUCGGGAUCUUCAACAGUAUCAGAGUCAAGCAAAGCAGCUCUUCAGGAAGCUCAAUGAUCAGAGUCCAACACGCUGCACUUUAGAGGCUGGUUCAAUGUCAUUUCACUAUUUCAUAGAGAAAGGCGUGUGCUACCUUGUGCUGUGUGAAGCCAGCUUUCCAAAGAAGCUCGCCUUUGCUUACCUAGAGGACCUGCAGGCAGAGUUCCACGAGCAGCACGGAAAGAAGGUCCCCACAGUCUCCCGACCUUACUCCUUCAUUGAAUUUGACACCUACAUCCAAAAAACCAAGAAGUCAUACAUCGACAGCCGAGCUAGGAGGAAUCUGGGCAGCAUCAACACAGAGCUCCAGGAUGUACAGAGGAUCAUGGUGGCAAACAUAGAGGAGGUGCUGCAGAGAGGAGAGGCUCUCUCUGCGCUCGACUCCAAGGCCAGCAACUUGACCAGCCUGUCGAAGAAGUACCGGAGCGACGCCAAGUAUCUCAAUACCCGCUCCACCUAUGCCAAGCUUGCAGCUGGCGGUGUCUUUUUCAUCAUGCUCAUUGUCUACGUCCGCUUCUGGUGGCUCUGAGAGGGAAGAGAAAAGAGAAUGAAAAAAAGAAGGAGGAAGUGUUGAAGUGAAAAACGAGUCUGCAGACACUAAGAAAAGCUGCCACCUUUGACUAAAAACAGGAUCCCUGCUCCGAAUAAGACUUUGCAGACCGCCCAUUCUGUCCUUACCUGUCCAUGGAUGUGUGAUCUGAAUAUAAAUGAUGUCAUAAUG